AUGUUUGGAUCUACUCCUAAAAUUAAGCAAUAUUCAUCCUUACUCUAAAACUCGGUAUAACACAAGCCCAUACAGCAACCAUUAUAGACAGAAAUGACUCCCUCUACACCAAAAAAAUAUAAUAUUCUGAAGAAUGUCAAGAAACUUAAUAUCUCCUCCCAACCCACUGAAAAUAGUUUCAGAUCAAAUAAUGCUAAAAGGUUAAUGACAUAAGAUAGUCCAUAAACUAAUAAAGAAAAUGGCAAUUUUAGAAUUGAGUAGCCUGCAAGCUUAAUAGAAAUUUAACUUAAACAUUUCAUGUAAGAGAAUAAAAAAUUGUCUGAUUUGAUUUUAAAAUUAACAAAGGAGAAAUAAGAAUUACUCGAUUAAAUUACUAAUGCCGAUUUCAACAUUAUUAAAUAGAGAAUAGAGAGGUUAGAAUUUGUAAUUGAUCAACAAGCUCAUGAAAUUGAAGGUUGGAUAUAAAAAUAUAAAGCUGUAUGUUAAAAUGAUCAAAGUGCAUCUAUUAUUGAAACUACAGUAUUUCAAUUAAUCAUCAUUAGGAAAAAUCAUAUAUUAAGGAAAAUAAAAGAUUAAAUUAAGUUAACUUAAACCAUGUAUCAAAAAUACAAAGCCUAGAAUAAAUAAUCAAAGAUUUAGAUUAUAAAGUGACUGAUUAGAAUAAUUAAAUUAUUGCUUAUGAGGAAGAAAGAGUAAACAUGUUAUAAUAAACAAAAAAAUAAACUAAGCUUGAUAAUUGGGAAUACAUAUAAAUUUUAGAUGAGGUAUUUAAUACAAAUAUUCUUAGAAUGUUACAGAGCUUUAGAAAACUUAAUGUGAUAAUCAAUAAUAAUAUGAUAAUUUAAAGGUGCAAUUUAACUCAAUAAAUAAUAAAAUGAGCUAAAUGAAUUUGAAAACAUACUAUGCAACACUACUUAAAAAUAACUUAGAUGAACUGAAAAAUAAUCUUAAAAAUUAGAUAAUUGAAUGA
Paramecium octaurelia is the source of this 970-nucleotide messenger RNA. Lineage: Eukaryota; Ciliophora; Oligohymenophorea; Peniculida; Parameciidae. The record is from the annotation of a GenBank genome assembly.